AUGGAGCAUAUUAAGCAGUCCUUCGCGAAAGCGAAGCAUCAGAACCGUGCUGCUCUGGGGGCCUAUGUUACCGCUGGGUAUCCGACAGUCAAAGAGACGCCAGAUAUCCUACUCAGUCUCGAAAGCAGCGGUGCAGACAUGAUUGAGCUGGGCAUGCCGUUUUCUGACCCCAUUGCGGACGGCCCGAUUAUCCAAGAGGCCAAUAUGAUCGCUCUCGCCAAUGGUGUCACCAUCACAGGGGUAUUGGACAUGGUGCGAGAAGCAAGACGACGGGGACUAAAGAUACCCGUUCUGCUCAUGGGGUACUAUAAUCCAGUCAUCCGCUAUGGUGAGGAGAAGUUGUUGCAUGACUGCAAGCAGGCAGGCGUACAUGGGUUCGUCCUGGUGGACCUCCCCAUUGAGGAAGCCGUUCGGUUCAGAAGACUCUCUGCCACGCAUGGGCUUUCUUAUAUCCCCCUCAUUGCUCCCUCUACGUCUAUACCUCGCAUGAAAGCCUUGUGCAGCAUAGCCGACUCAUUUAUCUUGCUGUGUCGAGAAUGGGUGUGACUGGUGCCUCCCAGUCACUAAGCGCCAACCUUCCUGAGUUUCUUGACCGCAUCCACACCUAUGCCGGCGACACACCGAUUGCUCUCGGCUUUGGCAUCAGUACACGAGAACACUUUCUAUCCGUACAAGCCUUGACUGAAGGCUGUAUCAUUGGCAGUCAGAUCAUCAGUACCAUCGGCGCUGCGCUACCCGGUCGCGCUGCUGAAUACGUCGGGAAGUACCUGUCUGGUAUCACCGGGCGCAAGCUCGAGCGAGAUGAGCACGGUGCGAUUGUCCGUGAGGUCACUGUGUUAGAACCCCCUGUGACUAGGGUGAGGCCUCAAGCGAUGACUUCAGAGGGUUCACGUUCGGAAACCACCGACCUCACAGCCGAGCAGGAUCCCGUGCCAUCCACGCGAUUCGGCGAAUUUGGUGGCCAAUACGUGUCCGAAUCGUUGAUGGGCUGUUUAUCUGAAUUAGACCGGGCCUUUGAAGGGGUACGACAAGACCCGGCCUUCUGGGAAGAGUACCGCUCCUAUUAUCCUUAUAUGGGUCGGCCGAGUGGAUUGUACUUUGCUCAACACCUUACUGAAAAGAUUGGUGGUGCAAAUAUCUGGAUCAAACGGGAAGAUCUCAAUCACACUGGCAGCCACAAGAUCAAUAAUGCCCUGGGCCAGAUCCUACUAGCUCGACGACUGGGAAAGUCACGCAUUAUCGCCGAAACGGGCGCGGGCCAGCAUGGCGUGGCCACUGCGACGGUCUGCGCCAAAUUCGGAAUGGAAUGUGUUGUCUACAUGGGCGCUGAGGAUGUUCGUCGUCAAGCGCUGAAUGUGUUCCGGAUGAAGCUUCUCGGUGCUAAAGUAGUACCAGUGACAUCUGGUAGUCGCACCCUGCGUGAUGCAGUGAAUGAAGCAUUGCGUGCGUGGGUCAAAGAUGUUGAGACCACUCAUUAUAUUCUCGGUUCGGUUGUUGGCCCUCACCCGUUCCCUACUAUCGUGCGCACCUUCCAGUCCAUCAUUGGGCAGGAAACGAAAGAACAGAUGCGACAGGCUAUCGGAAAACUCCCUGACGCUGUUGUGGCCUGUGUCGGGGGAGGCAGCAAUGCAUCAGGAAUGUUCUAUCCUUUCAUAGACGAGCCAAGUGUCCAGAUGCUGGGUGUGGAAGCCGGUGGCGAUGGCCUCGAUACCUCACGCCAUUCAGCAACCCUGUCCGGUGGCAGUAAGGGAGUCCUUCAUGGAGUAUACACCUAUCUCUUACAGGACGAACAUGGGCAGAUCUCGGAGACACACUCUGUCUCGGCUGGUAUGGACUACCCAGCGGUAGGGCCCGAACUCAGCUCCUGGAAGGACAGUGGAAGGGCCCGAUUCAUUGCAGCCACCGAUUCCCAGGCCCUGGCUGGCUUCCGCGCUCUAGCAAUGUACGAAGGCAUCAUUCCCGCGCUAGAGUCCUCUCACGCUGUCUACGGUGCUAUUGAACUCGCCAAGACAAUGAAGAAGGGCGAACAGGAUAUUGUUCUCAACCUUAGCGGACGAGGUGACAAGAAUGUCAAUACUGUCGCUGAGGUCCUGCCUCGUCUGGGACCUGAGAUCGGGUGGGAUUUGUGGUUUUGA
This is a messenger RNA of Aspergillus niger, 2135 nucleotides long. RefSeq lists its product as uncharacterized. Gene Ontology annotation, cellular component: cytoplasm. The transcript is spliced from 3 exons. Gene Ontology annotation, molecular function: tryptophan synthase activity. The record is from RefSeq and is a predicted model, not a curated record. The annotation marks the transcript as partial. Lineage: Eukaryota; Fungi; Ascomycota; Eurotiomycetes; Eurotiales; Aspergillaceae. Gene Ontology annotation, biological process: L-tryptophan biosynthetic process.